UUCGCAACAGGACCGCCCCUCUUCACCUAUUUGGUUGACGCGCAUGCUUGCCGUACGUCAUCCAUCCGCGCCACCCGGAAGCCGCGGUUCAUACCAACAGUUCUUAUUGCUGGAGGCCUUAAGGAGCUCAUCAUGGCGACGCCCCCAAAACGGCGGGCCUUGGAUACCUUGGGGGAGAAAGUGCUACGGUACGAGGCCUUUAUCAGUGACGUACUGCAGCGAGACUUGCGAAAGGUGCUGGACCAUAGAGACAAGGUAUAUGAACAGCUGUCCAUAUACCUUCAACUGAGAAAUGUCAUUGAGCGACUCCAGGAAGCCAAUCACUCGGAGUUAUAUAUGCAGGUGGAUUUGGGCUGUAAUUUCUUCGUUGACACAGUGGUGCCAGAUACUUCACGCAUUUAUGUGGCCCUGGGAUACGGUUUUUUCCUGGAGUUGACACUGACUGAAGCUCUCAAGUUCAUUGAUCGUAAGAGUUCCCUCCUCACAGAGCUCAGUGACAGCCUCACCAAGGACUCCAUGAAUAUCAAGGCUCAUAUCCACAUGAUGCUAGAGGGGCUUAGAGAACUACAAGGCCUGCAGAAUUUCCCAGAGCCAUCUCUCCAUUGACUGCUUCUUCCCAUUCUCCUAUAUUAAAGAGCCUGAAUGCCUUGGAGUCACAUGGCCCUUCUUUUUCCACUAACCUCCACUGAUUGUCAAAAUGCCCUUUUUCUGUCAUUCUCUCUAUAGAACCUCUAGAUCACCCUAGAAGUCCUGCCUCCAACUUGUGGCGCUGCAGUACUUGCCACUUGACUUCAUGCUUUGUCCUUUUCUGUCACCUUGUCAACCUCAGCCCCCACCUCACACUUUAACUCCUUUUCUGGGAUACUUUCUUUUGCAUUACCAUAAAAAUAGGCUGGUUCAUGGGCUGGGCUUGUAACUUAAUUAGUAGAGUGCUUGUCUAGCAUGCAGGAAGCCCUGAGUUUAAUCGCCAGCACUACAUACAUACACUGGUGUGGUAUUGCAUACCUGUAAACCCAUCACUCAGGUAGAGGCAGGAGAGUCAGACAUUUAAAAUAAUCCUGAGCUACUUUACCAAGUUUGAGUACCAGGUCAGCCUGGGUUACAUAGACCCUGUUUCCCUGUCUCAAAACAAAAAUACCUAUCCAAAGUAAUUUGUUCCAUGGCCUUUUACUUCUGGGACUGGUUUCUCUCUCCCAUACCUCAGUGAUCCUUCAGUUGCCCUAAAUGACACUACUACCCAACCUUUGAUUUGUCUCCCCUUUCUAAAUAGUUGCAGCUUCCACCAAUAGGCACAGGUCCUACCCUUCCUGUUGCAGCCCCUACAACUUAGAUUUGAGCCCAGUCUUAGAUAAGAGCCAAGUUCCACCCUCUUAACUCUGGCUGCAGUUUGACCCAGCCUUUCUUGUAGACAGUUAACUUCCGCCACGCCGCUCAACUCCCUUGCGUAUCUGGCAGCCAUUCAGUCCUCCUACCUCUGCUGAAUUCUAAAUUGGUCUUGCCUAGCUAAUUACCAUAGCGUUACCCUACCAGCCUACAUAGAGCCUUGCCCCACCGGUUCUAAAUAAGUCCUGUUUCCGCUGAGCGGCUUGGCGUGCAGCACCGCCUAUUUCAGUGUUUUGGCAGCUGUCUCGGAAUCUCUGCCAAUCGGCUGCAAACAGGGCCCAUCCACCCCUCCCAAGCUCGGAGGCUGUCUGCCAUCAAUCUCAUUUAGGCCAAUCAGUGUGAAUAGGGCCCUCCCCCCAAACCUGGCACUUGCCCAGUCUAUCAGUCAUCCCUGAGCCAAUCAGCGUGAAGCAACCCUGCGGCCCUACGCCUCUCCAGAUUCAGUCGGCCAGCCGUGGUCGGUCCAUCAAUCCCCUUUGAGCCAAUCGUGGCAUAUCUCUAUGAGGUAGAACCCGCCCCCUCAGCCCCCCCUCCCAAGCUUUGCCGGCUAGCUUUGGCGCUUUGACCAAUCAGCGAGCGGCAGGGCACUGGGCUCCUCCUCCAAGGACCCACGUGAACGGUGGGGAAACGCAGGCAGGGGCGGCUUCUAGGUGCUACCACCGCUGCCGCCACCGUCACCACCGCCUGGGAACCUGGGCCUGGGGGGCGGUGGGGCUGCAUAUGGAGCCCCCGCCCCCCGGAGCUGCCAACAUCGCCGCCGCACCACACGCAGGUCUGUUCAGUGGCCUUCUCCCCCAGUGAUUGCAUUCACACACCCCAUAUCCUUCUGAAUCCAG
Nannospalax galili (Upper Galilee mountains blind mole rat) is the source of this 2219-nucleotide messenger RNA. RefSeq names its product ubiquitously expressed prefoldin like chaperone (gene Uxt). Gene Ontology annotation, biological process: negative regulation of transcription by RNA polymerase II. Lineage: Eukaryota; Metazoa; Chordata; Mammalia; Rodentia; Spalacidae. The transcript has 8 exons. Bases 133 to 606 code for a protein of 157 amino acids. The record is from RefSeq and is a predicted model, not a curated record. Gene Ontology annotation, molecular function: transcription corepressor activity.